Hydra vulgaris (swiftwater hydra) is the source of this 2233-nucleotide messenger RNA. RefSeq names its product polyunsaturated fatty acid 5-lipoxygenase. Gene Ontology annotation, biological process: lipid oxidation. Gene Ontology annotation, molecular function: metal ion binding; oxidoreductase activity, acting on single donors with incorporation of molecular oxygen, incorporation of two atoms of oxygen. The record is from RefSeq and is a predicted model, not a curated record. NCBI's taxonomy places the organism in Eukaryota, Metazoa, Cnidaria, Hydrozoa, Anthoathecata, Hydridae.
ACUUGUUUAUGUUUAAUAUUAAGGAAGUAUGAAAUUUUUUUAUCUUAAAUUUUGUUUAAAAUUUUGUUUGUCAAAUAUUAAAAUUCUAUGAACUCCAAAAAGUUUUGAUGCUGUUACACCAGGGCAUAAAGAAAUGUACAGAUUUGGGUUAUUACUGUUUUUAUACACUGCAACUCUUGUUAAUGGAAGAGAAAUAUUUAAAACUGAAUCCGAUUAUGUAUCAAGCGAAAAGGAAUCAUCAAUAAUAUACUAUAAAACUCUAUACCACAAGUUUGGUGAACAAAAAUGCAAAUUACCAGAUAAAUGCAUUGUCAGUUUAUCCUCAUCUCUUAACCAAAAAAAAUGCGGAAACAAAAAGUGUUUUUCAGAUUAUCAUAAAGCUAGAAUCAUAAAAAAUGAUUAUUGUAUUGAAGAAAGGAAAAACGACGUUUUUCAAGCAAGGAAAUGGUAUAAUAUCAAUGAUGGAAGUUUAACUUCACGUAGUGAAUUUCCCUUUAAAGAUAUUCCAUUCUUAAAUCAAAGCUUGAAAGAUCUUUAUUUUUUUACCGCUGUUAAUCCUAUCGAGUCUUCUUGGUUGAUGCUUAUUCAAUUGUGGAGAGGUGGUAUAUUAACGCCGGCAACAGAUAUAAUAAAAAAUUUUUUUUUAAAAACUAAUCUUCAUAAUGUUGAAACAUACAGACAAUUAAAAGUUGCAUAUGAAGAUGCCAUUAGAUCUUUAAACACUCCUCAAUACUUUGACAAACCUAGUCUUUAUCCACAAACAUUUACUGAUUCAAGUGUUAAUCAACUUUGGAAAUCAAACGAUAUAUUUGCUCAAAGAAGAUUGGCUGGAGCUUGUCCCUUUCAUCUUAGAAAAGUUACAAAUUUAGGUCACACUGGUUUUCCCGAAAAAUCUUUAUUUAAAUUGUUGAAUAAGAACUAUGAUUUUGAUGAUUUAAUUAAUCGUGCUAGUAGAGGUUCCGUUAAAUCAAUAUCUCAGGCAAUAAAGGAUGGCGUUUUAUUUAUUUUAUACCAUGAGUUGUACAAUGAUAUCCUCACCCCAUCUGCUAUAUUAGGCAAAGAUUGGAAUGCUAACCGAACCGUAAUGAAUAACACAUCUCCAAUCACCUUAUUUGUCUUGGUAAAUGGAGAAUUUAAAGUUGCUGCAAUACAAAUAGAUUACAAACCAACUUCUGCAGUUUAUUCUCCUUCAUCCCCAGAAGAUCAAUGGCUUUUAGCUCGUGCAAUGGCAGAAAUGACUGAUCAAGAUGUCUGUGAUGCUAAAUUUCAUUUAGGGUUUCUACAUUUACAUGCUUCUAUUUUUUGUUUAUCUUUCAGAAGGCAUCUAAGUACCCAGCAUCCACUUUUUGAUUUAUUUAAGUGGCACUGCUAUGGUACUAUUCCUUCAUACAGCCUGAGCUACCCAAGUCUCUUUUCAGACAAGUUGGUAGCUUCUGCAAUGGGUGGUAAAGGAUUUUCAAAGCUAUCUAAAAUUGGUUUUGAUGAAGCUUAUUACGGUCAGUAUGAUCUUGAACACCAUUUAAAGAGACAAGGUUUAGAUGACAUAAGAAUAAAAUAUUAUCCCUACCGCGAUGACACACGUGUUAUUAGCAAAGAGCUUUUAAGUUUUAGCAAAAAAGUUGUGAACCUUUAUUACAAACAUAAUGAUGAUGUAAUAUACGACGAAGAAUUGCAAAAUUUUGCAAAUGAGUUGUCUAUUGAAGGCAAAGUAAAACCAGAUGGUGGGAUAGGAAAGGUUAAAGGUUUUCCGUCAUUUUUCAAAAAUAAGGUUGAAUUGACAAACUUUCUUCACCAGUUCCUAUGGUUUAAUAUACUACAUAGUGUAUCAAACUACGCUAAUGGCCAUUCCUUUAUACCAGCUAAACCUACAAUAUUGUAUCAUGACAGCGAGUUUAAAAACAACUUCCCCUAUAAUUUGCCAGAUCUUGAUGCGGCUGUUGAAGCAAUUCAACUAUCUGUAUCUUUGGACAGCUUCAGAGCUAAUCGUUUGAUGGAUUAUUCAGAUAAAGUUCAAGAUAAAAGGUUCAAAAAACUUGUCCAACAAACUUAUUGUGUGCUUAACAGCAAAGUACAGAAAACAUUAGAACAAAAUAAUGCUGAACGGAGAGCUGCAGGCCAACUUACAUUUCAAUAUGUAGAACCAAAAUGGCUGACUAACAGCAUUCAUGUUUAAUUCUUCAUAGUUGUAAAUAAAUUUUUUUUGUAUCUAAAGAAAGAUUGUUGAAUUUUCAAA